Staurois parvus is the source of this 239-nucleotide messenger RNA. NCBI's taxonomy places the organism in Eukaryota, Metazoa, Chordata, Amphibia, Anura, Ranidae. The record is from the annotation of a GenBank genome assembly.
UGUCUACCAUUGUUUUAACAAUGCCAUGUCCAAGGAAGGUCAAAUGUUUACUGCACACACACAGAGGCGGACUGACAACUCCUGGGGCCCCCCGGGCAAUAGGGGAUCAUGGGGCCCCUGUGUCCUUGCCCAAACCCAAAAAAGCCUAUGAAAAAGGUACCAGGGGCAUCUCAUGGGGCCCCCUACUGACCCGGGCCCUCGGGCAGUGCCCGAGUUUCCAAAUGGUCAGUCCGCCCCUG